This is a messenger RNA of Lepisosteus oculatus (spotted gar), 4245 nucleotides long. Lineage: Eukaryota; Metazoa; Chordata; Actinopteri; Semionotiformes; Lepisosteidae. The record is from RefSeq and is a predicted model, not a curated record.
GCCUUGUGCCCCGCUCCCGGUCUCCGCCUGGAACAAAGGGAGGAGCGGGCAGGAAUGGUGACGUCAAGCUGGAAUGAGGGAGUGACUGUUCCGGGUCAGAAACUGGAGUGAGAGGAAAUUAACCCGAGUGCGAGGACUAAAAAAGAAAAACAGACACUCGGAAUCGAAACGGCCGAAACAGAGAUGUAACCCGACGGCGAGCUGUUUCCCACCGCUGUCCUACAGUCCGCAGACCUUCCCGCAGGCAGGAAAAGAGCUUGGAGAUAAGAAAGUAAGCGAGCGAGGAAGGGAAAAAAAAAGGCGGACCAGCUGGGGUUUCAGUCCAUGUUACUGUGUGCGGUUUAUUUAUCCCCGGGAGGAGGGCGCGUUGUUUGCUUGCUGUUACAACUUAACGAGAAGACAACCCUGCGGAGGCUGAAACGGGAGAGUUGGAGGGUCUUUAACACUCUCAUGCAGAGUUCGCGUCUUUGAUUGUUGUUGUUGUUGGGGUUUUUUUUUUUAAGCCGGUGAUUUUUUUUGUUGUUGUUGUAUUUUCGUUUGAGUUAAAUUGGAGCUCGGCUCGUCCCGUGAUGUUUCAUUGUAUCCCGCUGUGGCGGUGCAACCGUCACGUCGAGUCGCUGGACAAGCGGCACUGCUCGCUGCUCUAUGUGCCCGAUGAGAUCUACCGCUACAGCCGCAGCCUGGAGGAGCUGCUUCUCGAUGCCAACCAGCUGCGCGACCUGCCCAAGCCCUUCUUCCAGCUAGUAAAGUUAAGGAAACUUGGACUCAGUGACAAUGAGAUCCAGAGACUCCCACCAGAGAUUGCCAACUUCAUGCAGCUCGUGGAACUGGAUGUGUCCAGAAAUGAUAUAAUGGAAAUUCCUGAAAGCAUCUCAUAUUGUAAAGCUCUUCAAGUAGCAGAUUUUAGUGGGAAUCCUUUAACAAGGUUGCCUGAAAGCUUCCCAGAAUUACGGAAUUUAACAUGUCUUUCCAUCAACGACAUUUCAUUGCAGGCCCUUCCUGAUAACAUUGGAAACCUUUGUAACCUGGUAUCACUGGAAUUGAGAGAGAAUCUGUUGACAUACUUACCAGAGUCAUUAUCCCAACUGCAUAGACUAGAAGAACUUGAUCUAGGAAACAACGAACUUUACAGUUUGCCAGAAACGAUUGGCUGCCUUCUCAGUCUGAAGGACCUCUGGCUAGAUGGAAACCAGUUAUCAGAAUUACCAGCGGAGAUCGGGAGCAUGAGGAGCCUGCUGUGCCUGGAUGUGUCGGAGAAUAAACUGGAGCGGCUGCCUGAGGAGAUCAGGGGGCUCUCCUCCCUGACCGAUCUCCUGGCUUCCCAGAACCUCAUAGACGUCUUGCCGGACGGCAUAGGCAAACUGAAGCAGCUUUCAAUCCUCAAGGUGGACCAGAAUAGACUGGUGCAGUUGCCGGACAGUAUUGGCGAGUGUGAGAAUCUUACAGAACUGGUGCUUACAGAAAACCAGCUGGUGAAUUUACCGAGAAGUAUUGGAAAACUUAAGAAACUGUCCAAUUUCAAUUGUGACAGGAAUAGGCUAAUUGCUUUACCAAAAGAGAUUGGAGGCUGUUGUAGCCUUAAUGUCCUCUGUGUACGAGAAAACAGGUUAACACGGAUUCCUUCCGAGAUUUCCCAGGCCACAGAAUUACACGUCUUUGAUGUGUCUGGCAACAGAUUGGUCUGUCUGCCAAUGUCACUGACCACUCUGAAGCUGAAGGCCCUCUGGCUGUCGGAGAACCAGUCCCAGCCACUGCUGACAUUCCAGACGGAUGUGGAUCCGGAGUCGCGGGAGAAGGUGCUGACCUGCGUCCUCCUUCCUCAGCAGCCUUCGGAACCGGAGAGCCAAGAUAACCUGGCGCGCUGCGGAGCGCUGGAGAGCCUGGUGACCGACGUGUCGGACGAGGCGUGGAACGGGCCGUCGGCGAACCGGAUCAGCGCCAUCCGCUUCCUGGAGGAGGAGAAGGACGACGAGGAUGACGAGAAGGGAACGUUGCUGCGCCGCGCCACUCCUCACCCAGGAGAGCUGAAGACGAUGAAGAAGACAGCGGAGAACCUGCGGAACGACAUGAACGCGGCCAAAGGACUGGACUCCAACAAAAACGAGGUCAAUAAUGCUAUUGACAGAGUGACCACUUCCGUGUAAGACUUACCUCAGAAACAUUCACCUCCCGUGUCUCCCUUGACUGUUCUCACCUCCUUCUUGGAUGUGCCCACCCUCCUUCUCCAGUACCUGACUUCAUCUCCUAAUCUGCAGUGGUAUCUGGCGCUGCUAGCUGGGCACCGUGCCUGCCUUACGACCAGUUCCUGCAGCAAUAAUCUGCACAUGUGAUCUAGUUUUAAACAGUGCUUUUUUAAAAGAAAGGACGACAGAUGGAUAGAUGCACUGCUGUAAGUUUAGAGUAUCAUAGCUGUAAAAAUAUAUAUGUAAAUAUAUAUUUUUUUUGCUGUUUUUAAACAGGGUGAAUAUUUCUUCUUAUGUUUUUUGGGAUAAAUUAUGCCCUGGUAUUUUUGGACCUACUGAUAAAGGAUUAUUGUAUAGUUUUAUGUGGAAAAUUAUACUUUUAUACACUUUUGGCAGCUCAGAUGGUGUACAUUUUUAAAAUUUUGUAUAGCAAGUUUCUUAAUCCUGGAUUUUUAAGAUUUUAUCUUGGAACUUGGUACGUGUCUUUUUUUUUUUUAAGAAACAUUUUCUCUCUACAUUAUAUUGAACUGCAUAGUAUGGUCUACAGCAUAUCGCUGCUUGGCUUUGUCUUGCCUGAAGACUGACAUCUGCAUUUUUAAAUAUAUUCAUAUUGUAAAACCGCCUACCAGGAAAUAUUGAACUGGAAUAAUUCAAGUUGUAAAUUAGUGACUUUUAAAAAUGCAGCUGUCUGAGAACAAAUACCUGCACUUCUGUGAUGUCAGUGACAAUUAAGUCAUUUAAUGAGAUAUUGUUUAUAUGGUACACUACAUUUUAAAAAAAGUUUCUUUCACUUUGUUUUUAAUUGUAAUCUAAGGAGAAAUUGGUUCAAUGUUGAUUAUUUGUAAAAUGAUUUAAAACUGCACAAAACUCUACAAUCUCAGAUAGGCGCAGACAUUGUGCCUGCAGAUUUUUAUGAACUUUAACCACUGAUACAAUAAAAGCAAUUGAAAACCAAAAAUCUCUAUUCAUUAUUCCUUAAGAAUCCAUUAGUUGGCUUUUGUUAUUCUUCUUUUCCUUCUUGUUUUCAGAUGGCAUACGUGUUUCUAGCCAGAGUAGAGUGGAUGGGCAGUAAUCACAGAUAUGCUGUGAAAAAGUCAUAUUACUAUCCAUUGUGGUGUGAAGUCUGUGGGGCUCACUUACAGAUCUUCCAAGUAAUAUAUAUUUUUCCACAUUAAUGUAUAAUAAUCUCUUAAGAACUAGAGGUCAAAUUUAUCCUCCGAUUUAAAAAAAAAAAAUUCAAGGAAGGCUGUGCCCUGUGUCUACUAUCCCUGAAAGUUACCCACUCAACUAAAUCCAUCCUAGUUCUUUUAUUCUCAGAGCUUUCUCCUUUUUUGCCUCACAAUACAAUGGACGAUAUUGCCUAUUUUUAAUCUACCAAAGCCAUGAUGCAUUCCUCUUUCAACACUUUCGCUUGGUCUUCCACUGGAGUGUGGUGCACAGGCAGGAACACGUUAGUCAGCACAUCAUGUGUGGGUGGUUUGUCUUUCGAAAAAAGAAGUUAAUUUAAUCAUCUGCUGUGCCCACCUCCCCCCCCCCACCAGAUUCAAAUUCCUAUUUCAGGUUUAACCCAACCAGCCCAGGAUUAAACCCCCCCUGUUUAACAACCUCUCUUGUGAAACGGGGAGCUGAGUUUAAGCACUAUUGAGAGUCCCAGGAAGUGACAUCGCUGUGACAGACGCACCUUACACAGAUACCUAUGACCUCAACACUUCCUUAGAUCAAAAUUUUACUAAAGAGCCAUGGCUCUGGUUUCCAAGAAUUUCCUCUAUGGUCUGCUCAGCGCCAGGUUUUUUUCUGUGCUCCACUUGCUCCUUUUCUGAUGUCACUGCCUUGUUCCUCCAGCGCUGCUCCAGUGUCCUGCAUGUACUUCAUCACUCCUCAUCUCUGUCUCCCUUUGCAGGCUGAGCUCAUGCUCACCCUUCGCUGCAAGAAUGUGUGUUAUAUAAUGAACAUGUGUAUUGAAACCACUGUGACAAAAACUCUUGAGAGUGUGUCUCCUUGUGUGUCCUGUCCUGAAGAAGAAAAGUCAAAGCAUUCUGAUCUCUGGGUUUCAAAGGUUUGU